CUUCAGAAGCUACGUGCCGCUGUGCUCAUGUCUUCCAGGAUCCAGCAACCGCUUCUGUUGAGAAACUUUCAGGAUCCCUGAGGCCCAGCAGAGAUGUUCCGGGUGUGGCUCCAGGCGGCGGGGCUCCUGUGGCUGUGCGGCGGCUGUGCGGGCGGCUCUGGGCGGCUGUACUCGGAGGAGGAUCCGCUGGUGAUCCUGGGCAGCAGCAGCCUGAAGCCCACCGUCACCAACUCCUCCUCGGCCUGGCUGGUCCAGUUCUACUCCUCCUGGUGCGGACAUUGCAUCCAGUACUCCAACACAUGGAAGGCUCUAGCUCAGGACGUGAAAGAUUGGCAUGAGGCCAUCGCUGUGGCCGUGUUGGACUGCGCUCAGGAGGAAAACUUUGAGGUCUGCAAAGAGUUCAGCAUCAAGUUCUACCCAACAUUCAAGUUCUUCGCAGCUCACAGCUCAGCGGCGGACAAAGGAACGAUCUACAGAGGAGCGGACCGUGAGGUCCGGUCCGUCCGGCAGCUGAUGGUCAACAUCCUGCAGAACCACAGCAGAACGGACCGGCCCCAGAGCUGCCCCCCGCUGGAGCCCUACAGUGCUGCUCAGCUGCUGCCCCUGCUGGGUCAAAGGUCGGAUCACUACACGGCCAUCGUCGUGGAGGAGGCGGGGUCGUUCGUUGGCCGGGAGGUGAUCCUGGACCUGCUACAGUUCUCAGGCGUUGAAGUGAGGAGAGCUCUGACCUCUGACCUCCCCCUGCUGGACGUCCUGAACAUGGCCGCCUUCCCCUCCGUCUACCUGCUGCACCCCAACGGCUCGCACGCCCCUCUGCACAGCGAGAAGCCGCUCCGGUUCUUCUUCUCCUCCCUGCUGCGGAGCCUCCCAGGCGUGCAGCGCCGCAGCAGUUCCGAGGCGACCCAGACGGGGGCGCUGCAGGACGGACGGACGUCGGAGCCGUGGCGGGACUUUGACAGGUCCCAGGUGUACACGGCCGACCUGGAGUCGUCGCUGCACUACCUGCUGCGGGUGGAGCUGGCCGCCCACGGCAUGCUGGAGGGGGCGGAGCUAAAGGUCUUCAAGGACUUUGUCACUCUGGUUGCUAAGCUCUAUCCAGUCGGAGGCUCCGUGGUGAAGCUCAUGGAGACGCUCUCUGAUUGGCUGCUCAGUCUGCCGCUGCAGCAGAUUCCCUACCAGGCCGUCCUGGACCUGGUGGACAACAAGAUGAAGAUCUCUGGCGCGUUCCUGGGGGCGGAGCUUCGCUGGGUUGGUUGCCAGGGCAGCAGGCCGGGGCUGCGGGGCUACCCGUGUUCGCUGUGGACGCUGUUCCACGUGCUAACGGUCCAGCACGACGCAACGCCCACCGCGCUGGACGGCUCAGGUCUGGAGGGCGAGGCAGCGCCGGUGCUGCAGGUGAUGCGCCGCUACAUCCGGACGUUCUUCGGCUGUAAGGAGUGUGGCCGUCACUUUGAGCAGGCGGCGGCCGCCAAUAUGGACCAGGUGACGAGCCGAGAGGACGAAAUCCUGUGGCUGUGGAACCAGCACAACCGGGUCAACACCAGGCUGGCAGGGUCUCUGAGUGACGACCCGGUCUCCCCCAAAGCGCCGUGGCCAAGCCCCGCCCUCUGCCCCGCCUGCCACGAGGAGAGCAACGGCGUCCACGUCUGGAACCACGCCAAUGUCCUCGCCUUCCUUCGUCGCCACUACGGUGCGUCCAACCUGAACCCCAGGUACUCCCUGACCCCCCCACGCCCUCCUGCCGGUGCCGGUCCGGUUCAGACCAGACGGCCUCAGGAGGAACGCCCUGCUGCUGGAGGGGAGAGGAAGGGUGAGGAUCAGGCGGAGCCCCGACCCGUCCAGCCGGGUCCGAGGAGGGGGGAGCAGGUGGUUCUGAUCCGAGGAGAAGGCGGGUUCUGGAUUCUGGGCCUGGGCUUCACCAGCGUGGACAUGAGCCUUUGCGUGGUUCUGUACGGCAGCUCCUGUCUCUUCCUCAUGCUCCUCUUCUUCUUCUUCAAAGUCCGGUCCAGGAGGUGGAAGCUGCGCCACGCCCGGCUCCACGUCUGACCCGCAGCCAGUCCGAACCAGAACUCUGACUGGGUCAGAACCGCUGUUUCCUGUCCCUGGUGGACAUUCCUGAGCAGUUCUGAAAGGAAGCGUCUCAGACAGAACGGAGCCAUCGAACGGGUCUGCGUUUUGGACCAGAACCGGGUCAGCUGGACCAGGUCACAUCGGUGCUGGACAGUGAUUUAAGAUGCUCAACCUGUUUCUGUUUUUAUUUAUUUUACACUGUGAAAAGUUUUGACCCUGAACCGGGUUUUUUUCCUGGACCAGUGGACGUGAUGAGAAACCAGUAUCUGAAUCUGAACUGGACCGGAGUUUAAGUUGUCUUUGUGACAAAUGUUGGGGCUGCUGAUGAACAGAACUCCUGGGGUCCGGCCCAGAACCCGGCUGCUUGUUUGGAUGGGUACCAGCGGGAGGAGUGAGGACUGAGGAGUUGGACCUCCAUGGAAGAGCUCGGUUUGUAGAACCAGGACUGGAUUGAAGUGUGGCUUUGAUCUGGUCCAGUUAAGACUGGUUCUGAGUCAGGGUCCGAUCACAGAAGGAAAACCAGAAUGUGUGUGUCAGGUGAUGAAGCUGCUAAAAUCUGCUCUGUUCUGACGCCCUCUGGUGGUCAAACAUGAAGCUCUCACAAACUGUUUACAUGAAUAAACUCCCGGUGAAUGUUUGAUGUUCAGCUGAGGUUUAUUUCUGACCUGCUCUCCUCUAGACCUGACCUUGAGUUGGGUCAGGUGUUUCUGCAGUGUUUUACUCAUUGAUGUUUCUCAGUGGCUCCCCCUGGUGUUUCCUGCUGUGAAUUGGUUUCAAUCAGAUUGUGUUUUUCUGAUUAUUUGUAAUCUUUGUUAAUGUGUGAAUAAAUCUUGUUGCUGCA
This is a messenger RNA of Xiphophorus hellerii (green swordtail), 2911 nucleotides long. RefSeq names its product quiescin Q6 sulfhydryl oxidase 2 (gene qsox2). Gene Ontology annotation, biological process: protein folding. The transcript is spliced from 12 exons. Gene Ontology annotation, cellular component: Golgi membrane. The coding region runs from base 94 to 2046 and encodes 650 amino acids. Lineage: Eukaryota; Metazoa; Chordata; Actinopteri; Cyprinodontiformes; Poeciliidae. The record is from RefSeq and is a predicted model, not a curated record. Gene Ontology annotation, molecular function: flavin-dependent sulfhydryl oxidase activity; protein disulfide isomerase activity.